CAUAGCAGUACCGUAUUAAGCAUGUCUCCACGAAAUCUGUAAAUUCUGAUUACUUACCACACCUACCUAAUAGGUAGGCACUUAUAGCCGAUAACGUCAUUGAGGCAUGCGCCAAUCACAAAGGAACUCUCACAUCCCCGACAUUCGAUUGCUUUGAAAUGUGUAUGUUGCUGAUAAAUGGCUUCCAGUCCAUGGCUACUAUUCCCCAAGUAUAUAAUGACUCUUUCAUCGUCACUUUGAAUACUUCAGUAGAAUCAAUCCAGAACAGACACUACAACUUCAUCAUAGCUAAUACAAUAACUUGAACCAAACCUUUAAAACCACUGCCGUCAAUCAAGUUCAAUUGAUUGAGAACCAACUCAAGUAUCAUUCCCUCCUACAAAUUCAGUUUAUCCUCAUAUCCGAAAUCAAAAUGGCCAUCUCAGCCCCUAUCACCGUCCCUCACGGUACCGUCACAGCAAAGCUUAACUUCUCUCGCCACCCUCCCGAAGGAGAAGUCGCUUUCAACUAUGUAGAUGCCCCACCAGCCGGCGAACCCCAGCACAACGUCGAGAAGUACUUCCAAGAUGUCACAAUCGAGGAUGUUCGCGGACACGAGUCCGAGUUCACUCUGGACAACGAUGCGUUCCAAAUCAUCCAAGACGUGCCAGAGUCCAAGGAGAAGGACUUUGCCGACGAAGCCUCCAUCAAAGCGAACUACUAUCCGGAGGUGGAGAAGCUACUGCUAGACCACAUCCCGGGCAGCAACCGGAUCUUCCUCUUCGACCACACGGUGCGCCGAGCGGGGCCCAACGCGAACCGUAAGGCCGUGCAGACGGUGCACAUCGACCAGACGGCAUACUCAACCGAGAAGCGCGUUCGUACGCACAUGGGCGACGAAGCCGACAAAUUGUUGCAAGGUCGCUACCGCAUCGUCAACGUCUGGCGCCCGCUGAACAAGAACCCCGUCGAGUCGAUGCCGCUGGGUUUCGCGUCCAGCGCAACACUAGACCAGAAGGACGUCAUCCCCGUCGAGCACAGGUACCCACACGGUUACAUCGGGCAGACGGCCGCCAUCGCUUAUAACCCGGCCCAGAAGUGGCAUUACUUGAGCGGCAUGGUCGGCAGCGAGCGUCUAUUUCUGGAGUGCUUUGAUAGCGAGAGCUUGAAGGAGGGCACGAGUGUCAAGGGCGGCCGUGUGGCGCACACUGCUUUCGAGCAUCCUCAGUCGCGACCAGAUGCCGAGGGCAGAGAGAGCAUUGAGGUCCGCGCUCUUGUCUUCGGACCUUGAGAGGCUGGACUUUAGAGUAGUUACUGACGAAGAUAUGAAUGGGUUCAAAAUUGCAUGGUCGCGCUAGCAUUCCGGAGUUUUUUUAUUUAUAUAGGUACUUAACUAGACAUAAUUAAAUUGCAUACUAUACUAAUUCAUGGGUGGUAUAUUGUCUGCCUACAGCUGUACAAGUG
This is a messenger RNA of Xylaria bambusicola, 1443 nucleotides long. RefSeq lists its product as uncharacterized. NCBI's taxonomy places the organism in Eukaryota, Fungi, Ascomycota, Sordariomycetes, Xylariales, Xylariaceae. Gene Ontology annotation, molecular function: oxidoreductase activity. Bases 413 to 1270 code for a protein of 285 amino acids. The record is from RefSeq and is a predicted model, not a curated record. The transcript has a single exon.